AUGGCAUUAAUUCAUAAUCAAAAUGACAUACAAAACAUGUUUAGUAAGGCUGGCAAAAUCACUUCCGAAAAAUACAUUGUCUUUCAAAGGAAGGAUGAAAUUAUCAACAACAGACCAAGAUAUUUCAAAACCAAAUCCUAAUCAGUUGCAUCUCCAGAAGAAGUCAAUCUAUAACCAGAAAAGAAAGUCCCAGAUCUGGCCAACAAGAAGCAGGUUCAAAUCACAGAAGCAGAACUCAUUCAACAUAAAAAUCAACUCAAACUCUCGCAACCCUUCUCCAAGUAACUCUCUCGAUAAGUCGGACAUUAUACCAAACUCAGCAACGAUAGCAAACCCUCCUGUGGUCAAUAUCAUGUCAAAUACAGCGAAUUAGACAAAGCUGUUCAUUCCAUUCACGAUUAUGACAAAUCCCUCAAACUAACCUCGCCCAGACUCGUACCAGGAAAACUUGGACAACCAGAAAGCAUCGACAAACCUAUUGUUGAUCGACCAAGAUAUUCUCGUACUUGCUUUACAGAUCUAACCAGACAAACCCAAAGACCUGAUAUCUUCUUUGGAAGACCUACUCCCCACCCAGAUAGAUUCACACUCUUAAGUGUUACUGAUUCUUGGAGUAAAAUCCCAAGAACACCAAAUGUUCAAUUAGAUAAGCAGUUAUCAAGAGAACAAAUGAUCAUCUAUAAAAAGAAACAAUUUGCCCCAGAUUACCAUCCCAACUUCGAAUUCGGCAGAAAACAAUUAGGCAGUUGUGGUGCUGCUUUUGAUAAACUCGAAAAAAGAAAAGAUAUAAUGACCAAAAUCCCUCCCUACAAUAAUGAGGCUUAUUUCGAAUUUGAUGUCUACUCUAAAGAGCCAUAAAGUCAACUAUUUAGAAACCCUACAGCACCCAAUUUUGAAAAAAUGCUCGAAAGAGAAUGCGAUGGAAAAUCAUUAUUGCCAAGUUUUAUGCAGAAAUACACCAAUACUCGUAUGGGAAUUGCUCAUUUGAAUCAAAAAAUGUUAGAAGUCAAUAAUUUUAGAGACGGAAGAUUCUAAACUGUCACCUCAAGCUUUAUGCCAUCUAAAUUAAAAAGAAAAUAGAAGCUUGAUGAAUCUAGUGAAGAAAUCGAAUAGCUGGAGGACUAAUAAUGA
Molecule: messenger RNA, 1131 nt
Organism: Paramecium tetraurelia
Lineage: Eukaryota; Ciliophora; Oligohymenophorea; Peniculida; Parameciidae
Exons: 6
Source: RefSeq, a predicted model, not a curated record